AACUCGCGUGGAACAAUCACUGUAAGAAUGAGAAUUGCAGGUAUAAAAGUGUAUCGUAGAGGAAUUACGAUCUUAAUAAAAAGGCAGAAGAAAUACCGUCCACAAUAGUUUAGCGAUUUGAAGUGGAAUACGUCCAACUGUAGCAUAAGAUUCUUAAAAUAGUGGAAUAAAUAAUAAAAGUGUUUUUAAUGGAGGAUUAAGAUAUGAAAGUAAAAACUGAAUGUAAAAGAGUUUUGACAAUUCGAAAAACAUUUCCAGUAUUCCUGUCAGUAUGUAUAUUUCUAAUUUUAUUGCAAAACAACAUGGAUACAGAUGUUUCUUUAAUUAACAGAAUGGAAAACGAUUUUACACUAAAAGGAUUCAAUAUUCGCCUUCUGGACAAUUUGGAAGAAAUAGAAGAAAACUUUUCAAGUCAAUAUAAUAAAACUUAUAUAUUUGGCACAAACACUAGUACGCGUUCUAAGGAAUGUACUCGGAAGUUACCGGAUGCAAUUAUAAUUGGAGUGAAAAAGUGUGGAACGCGCGCAUUACUUGAGUAUCUAAGAUUAAAUCCUAAUAUCAAAGCUGCAGGACCAGAACCUCAUUUCUUUGACAGAUAUUAUCAUUUGGGACUUGAUUGGUACAGACAAAAGAUGCCAAAGACUCAUGAUGGACAACUGACGAUUGAGAAAACUCCAAGAUAUUUCAUAACAAAGGAAGUGCCAGAAAGGAUUUAUAAUAUGUCAAAAUCUAUAAAACUUAUACUAGUUGUGCGAAACCCAGUUACUCGUGCAAUUUCUGAUUUUACACAAGCUGUAAGUAAAGGAGAAUACAACAGCAAUGUAACAUUUCAAAGCAAGGCUAUACGACGUAACGGAACCGUAAAUAUGAAAUGGUCAGCUGUUAAUAUAGGUCUUUAUAUAAAUCAUUUAAAAAGAUGGUUAAAAUAUUUUGUGAUGGAAAAUAUACAUAUUGUUGACGGUGAAAAGUUAAUAUCAAAUCCUUUGCAGGAAUUAAAUGCUGUUCAAGAUUUCUUGGAAGUACCAAGAGAAAUUUCAGGCAACGCCAUCUAUAUGAAUGCGUCUAGGGGAUUUCCUUGCAUCUUAAAGCAAAACAAUACACCACCUUACAAAUGUUUUAGAGGUUCAAAGGGAAGGCAUCACUCUUAUGCAGACUCAAAAACACUAACAAAAUUGCAGUAUUUUUAUAAACCUUAUAACAAUGGGUUUUAUCAAAUGGUUAAUAAAUAUUUUUCUUGGUAGAAUUGAAUAUAUC
Molecule: messenger RNA, 1254 nt
Organism: Ruditapes philippinarum (Manila clam)
Lineage: Eukaryota; Metazoa; Mollusca; Bivalvia; Venerida; Veneridae
Product: heparan sulfate glucosamine 3-O-sulfotransferase 2-like
Exons: 2
Coding region: 204-1241 (345 amino acids)
Molecular function (GO): [heparan sulfate]-glucosamine 3-sulfotransferase activity
Source: RefSeq, a predicted model, not a curated record